Molecule: messenger RNA, 2593 nt
Organism: Caenorhabditis angaria
Lineage: Eukaryota; Metazoa; Nematoda; Chromadorea; Rhabditida; Rhabditidae
Source: the annotation of a GenBank genome assembly
AUGUCAAAAUGUUUCCUAACUACAGUACUCCUUCUAGCAGCCAUUUCAAUUUCAACAUUUUAUUUUCUGAAUUCUCAAAAUCUUCUACAUUCUCUAAAAACCUAUCAAUAUUCCAAAUUUUAUGAACAAAUUGUGAAAAAUCAACAAAAUUUGGAUAAUUUGAUUAAGAAAACGAUGGAUGAAGCUGAAAUUAAAGGGAAAUGUGGGUUUUUUGGCUGAAAAUUUUUUGAAUUAAAUUUUUUUUUUCAGCCCUGAUCCCUGCUUUCAUCGAUUUUGAUCGGGAAUAUGCGGUAAGUCUCGAGAAUUUUUAAAUUAAAAAUUUGGAUCUGAAAUUUCGGCUUCAGAUCGCACCAUAUUAUAAUCUAUCAAUUUGUCGAAUCAAAAAAUCAAUGUCAACUUUGAUGAGCGGAAUUUCGUGUGUACUUUAUGAUACUGAUGAUUUUUUCAAAAAUAAUCGAAGUAUUUUGGAGGUUUGGAGUCGGAGGUAAGAAAUAUGGAAGUUUAUUGAGACUAUUCAAAAUUUGGAGAAGUAAAUUUUUUGAAACAGUCAACUUUUUUUGGAAAAAUGUUGAAAUAUUUAUUAGUUUUUCAAUUGCAACUCUAAAAAUUCUAUUUUUCUGAAAUAGUUAAUUUUUUCAAAUCAAAAAAUUUUCCUUAAAAAAAUAUUUUGAAACAGUGAAUUUUUGAAUAGUAAAAUUAGCAAGAAAGAUUUCAUUUAUCAGAUUUCGUGCUUCAAAUGUUGAAAAAAACAAUAUUUUGAAACAGUAAAUUCACAUACUGAAAUAUAUUUGUGGGUGUUCAGAAUCAACUUGUAUGACUAAAUUUAUUUGGCGGAAAUUAUAGUUAUCAAUUUUUUGAAACAGUGAAUUUUUUUUGGAAUUUUUUUUCAGCUAGAUAAAAUUUGGUGUGCAAUUUUACUUUGAAAUACAUUUUUUACUUCAAAAUGUUCUCAAAUGAAGCUGAUGAAUGAGAUUUUUUAUUCAAAAAAAAAAUUAUCACAAUUAUUUGAAACAGUAAAAAAUAAAGAUUUUUACGAGGUGAAAAUGAUUCUCCAGCCACUUGUCAAAAUAUUUUCGUUACGAAAUUUCAAGCAAUUUUUUUUCGCUGUUUCAAAAAUUAUCAUAAAAUGUUCUCCCAAUCACAAAUCUCUGAAAAUCGAUUUGAAAAAAAAAACUCCCCAAUUUUUUGCAGAUAUUGUGCUGAUAAAAACGAAUAUCGUCGAUUGAAUGAAGUGAAAUGGACAAUGGGAGCAGCACAUCAUACAUUUUCGAAAAUAGUUGUGAUUCGAAAUCCGAUUUCGCGUUUCAUCUCGUUCUUCUCCAACAAAUGCAUUUUGUGAGUUUUUUUUCGGAAAUUUGGAAUUCAAAUUGAAAAUUGAAUAGGCAGAGGGUUUGUGUGUAGUUUGAUUGAUUUUUUGUUUCGGGAAAAUUCACUGUUUCAAAAAUUUCAUAAAAUUUUAGGACUGAAUUUUUGACAUGAUUUCUUUUUUUGAUUUCGAAAUUCAGCAUUUUCAAUGAAAUUUUUAUGUAAAAAAUUCACUGUUUCAAAAAUUUCAUGAAAAUUAGGAAUUACAUUUUGAACUCGUUUACAACUUCGCACUUACCAGAAAAUUAGUAUAAAAAUUUUUUUUUGGAAAAUUCACUGUUUCAGAAAAUCCAGAAAAUUUUUAGAAUCAAAUUUCUAAUAAUGCAAAACUUCACAAAAUAGAAUUACUAUUUCAAAAAAUUUACAAAAUUUUUAAGAAAAAAUUGACUGUUUCAAAAUGUAAACAAGUCACAACUAAUGAAUUUUGCAAUGUUGAGAAGUCACUGUGUGUUUCAAAAAAUCUAAAAAAAAUUCCUGAACAUUUUUUUUCGAAAGACAUUCAGAAUGAAGAAAAUGCUUCCUGAAAAAUACACUGUUUCAAAAAUUUCUCAAAUUUUCUAUCUUAAUUUUAUCCAGCGAUAUUUGCUUUUAUGAAAUCUCGUAAAAUCCACGUGGCAAGGCAAUAAAAUACUAAUUUUUUUUACAAAAAUGAUUUUACUGUUUCAAAAAAUACUCAAUUUUCUAGAUAAACUCAUUUUUCUGAUAUUUUUUGUAAUCUACUUUGAAAAUUCAAAAAUCUCAAUUUUCUUUAAUUUCCAGCGAAGCCAAAAAAUAUCCACUUCGUAAACAAUGCUACAAUUGUCGUGGCAAUAUAACCUGCUUCCUAAUCAAUCAAUACAAUCGUUUCCUAAUUCAUUCAUCCGGCAAAUCUUUGCUCAAACCAUCUUACGAAGAUCGACACGCGGCGCCGCUUUCAUGGAAUUGUGAAUUUCGAAAACAUUUCAACGACUAUAAAAUUGCCAAACUUUCUGCUGAUCCCGAGAAAAGACAUGAUGGAAUUGAUCAACUUUUGGAAUAUUUUCGAGAAUCAAAUGUUCCAAAUGAUACUUUAUCCUAUAUUCGAAAAGCUGCUUUAGAAGGAGAAACUAAACAUGCAACUUUCGAUUCUGCAGCUCAUGAUAAAGUUCAAGAUCAGAUCGAUAAAGAUCCGGUGAUUAGAGAUUACUUGCGGCGGAUAUAUUUGCUAGAUUUUUUGAUUUUCAAAUUCGAUCACACGAUUUUAAAAUAA